AAAAACAUGUAAACAAACAUAUGAAAAUCAUGACAUUCCUUGUCUGACGAGUUGCGGUUCCUUUAAAUUAGAAAAUAAUUUGCAGAGCUGACAAAUUAUUUCUAGUCAAAUCUUAAGUUCCACUGCUCAUUAUGAUUAUUGCUCUGCAAACCUUGAUUUACUUUCGCGAAUCAUUGCUUAUUAUUUUAGAUAGACUGAUAGGGCCAUAUUAUAAACGCUUCAGUUUUUCACUGAUCAAAAAAAGCAGCAGCUCGGACGAUGAAGAUUCUGAUGAGCAAGUUUUUUCUGAAUUUGAUGAUGAAAAAGGAGUGAUAUUUUUUCCGCCGAUGUACGUGCAACGAUACGCCGCUGUCAAUGAUUGCCUUUUAGAUGAUAGAUGGAUUGGAAGAUUGGAGAAGAUUGUUGACCUUGGCUAUCAUGAUAUGACCUUUAUAAAGUACUUAAAAGAAGUGCCUGGAGUUAAACAUAUCCUUGGUGUGGAUAUUGAGAAUGUAUCUCUGCGCUGUUCACCUGAUGUCAUUUGUGAUGGAGAGUAUGCACCUAUGAGAGAAACUCCACUACAAAUAACUUUGUUUGAGGGCAAUGCAGCAGAUCCUGAUUACAGACUGAUUGGUUGUGAUGCUGUGAUUGCUAUUGAAAUGAUUGAACACAUGCUACCUCAUGAUCUAGACAGACUGGUACAUAAUAUAUUUGGUUUCAUCCAACCGCAACUUGUAAUCAUCACAACACCAAAUGCUGAUUUUAAUGUUCUCUUCAAAUCUCUGGAGAAGAAUGGUCUUAGGAGAUGGGAUCAUUUGUUUGAAUGGAGCAGGGAGCAAUUCAAUGACUGGUGCAGUAAUAUUGUAUCAAGGUAUCCAAAUUACACUGUCACUUAUAAAGGUGUGGGUCCUGGCCCUCCCGGAACACAGCACUAUGGUUGCUGCACUCAACUUGCUUUAUUUGUUUCAAAGAAUUAUCAGAAACAACAAUCCUUGACUAUAGAUAGCAUGGCACUUGUAAAAAGCCUUCCAAAUGACAAUAACUUGAGUGAUAUAGAAAGUUGGGAUUAUCCUGAUUCAAUACAUGAAAGUAAUAUGUUGUGUGCUCCACCUAAUGAGGAAUCCUUUACCGAAAUCCCAUUCCCUGAGAAAAGAUCUUGUAUGACUAUUGUUAUACUGGGCUCACCUCCUAUUGAUACUUUAGUAUACAAGGAUAAUAUGGCACAGUGUAAUAUAGACAGAGAAGUCGGUAGGAGCUACCUCAUGUUUGACGAGGAUGUGUCUGAAAAUGUUGUUGUACCUCGGAGGAAGGUUAUUAACAAAGUUUAUGAAAUAGAAGAUGUUUCUAGCAGAUUACACUGUUCGAUGUUACAAGUGAGAAAAUUCUCCAAAACAACACAAAAUUUGAUGGCAAAAAAUAAAUUAGAUUCAAUUAUGCAUACAAGAGAGAUUGUGGAUGAAAUUCGACAGUUGACCAAAACUCUCAAUUUGAAUAGAAAUACUUUAGAACAGCAACAUAAAGUGUGCACUUGGAAUAAUUUCAAUUGGGGUGAAAAUGCACCUUAUUGGAAUCAAUACUAUCGAGUUGUUAGAGAUUAUAAUUAUCCAUAUGAAAUAAAGAGUGAGGAAAGCCGUAUAAUUGAAUUAAUAUCUGAUGAAAUAAAUGAACUGGUAGAUUCUCAGAUCUCUUCGGAAGGUUCAAUGAACAGUGAGAAAAUGGAAAUACCUUUAGAAUACCUGAUGCGUGCUGUUGAGCAUAUAACAAACGACAUGGAAAAAGUCAAGGAUCUACUCGAAUGGAACGGUUACGAAGUGGUGGACAACAUUGUGAUCCACUCUCGUCUGAUCGUGGAGAACGUUUCCAUGGCAACCCCAGAGAAUGACUACCAAGAUGACGCAUUCUCCGAUUGGGAUAUGACGGAGAUGCAUUCCACUUCGUAUUCCAUUGCAAGUUCGAAUUCAUCGCAUCCGAAUGGUAAAUGGAUGCAGCGCUCGUUGGACUUCAAAGUUCGCAAGUUACGUAACUUGCUGACUGCAGACGAAGAUAUAAGCACGGAGCUCGACCGCGUGGUCUGUCGACUUAUGAAGCUAGCUAUUACAACGCAAAAGAAUAAAAGUAUACCACCCCCAACCUCCUGGCUUCAGUGCAAGUUGCUCGAUCUUCUCACGCUCACCGAAAGGGCAAUUCAAAGGAGAAAAAGAUAUUGUUUCAGCCAAAAUCUAUCUUUUACUUUUGGCGAUAAUCCAACGAAUCGGACCAGAGAGUUAGAGCCUCCCAAAAGUUACGAUAAUGAUUCAGCGAAGGAAAUAGUGGCGAAAUAUAGUCAUUUUGUAGGAACUACAGGUAAGAUACCAUUUGGCAAUAGCACCUGCGGGCUCUACCACUGGUAUUAUUUUAAUAAAAGAAUAAAUAAAAAAUACCUUAUUGUAUCAUCUACUACAGACGAAAAAGAUUACUACAAUAAUACAACGGUCGGAGCGUACGAGUAUGUACACUUGGAAGUAGAAGACGGCGAUAUGAGCGUCACCAGUAACGAAUUGGUUAAAGUUUACGGUUACAAUAACCAAGAGUGCAGCGCCUCUCCAAGUUACGAUAAAUUAAAACAUAAUGAUUCUAAUGCACGGGACUCUUCGCCGGCAAGAACAUACCCUAUCACUGAUAACUAUUCAGGAGUAAGUAGUUCCGGUGAUACCGACCAUAGUAUCAAAUUAAGCACAGACAGUAGAAGCAAGAAAUUGAGCAGAAAAAGUAAGAGAGAAACAAAUAAAGACAAACAUAAAAUUAAACUAUUUAUCAAGAAAAGUAAGAAAUCAAAUGGGAAAGAAAGUAAACCUAAUGAGAAACAUGCGGAUAGUACAGAAAAGAAGAUAUAUUUCAAAAGGACAAUCAAGAAGAAGAGUUUUUGUAGAUGUACAGUUAAGAACAGCGUUUCUUCUGCUGAAUGUGAACGUAAAAGAAAGAGUAGACAAAAUUCUCAAAUGAACUCUAUUUCAAAACCGAUUCCUUAUAGCUUGAUGGACCUUUGCACUUCAAAAGAUGAUGAAACCAAGAAACCAGUUGACGAUUUUAUACCUGUGGUAUCUAAUAAUAGUGAACAUAUUUUACCAAGAAAUCAAGAAUCCAUUGCGAUUACUGAACAAAGUUGUGUUAUAGAAAUUGUUACGAAAAAAACCAGUGAAACUUUAGAACUUCAUCGAACGAUAACCACGGAUUUAAGUGACAACAUUUACAAAAAUACUUCACUUCCUUUGGAAUUUAAAGAUAAAAUAAAUAUCGUGCCGAUAAUAACUAAAAGUGAAAGGUCUAUUCCUGACUUUACAUUAAAAACGGAAAACGAAGAAUCUCAAGCAAUAUUUUUAUACGAUAUUAAUGAACCCAGUACAUCAAAAGGCAUUCGUCAUGUCACGAUGGACGUGCAAUGUGGCCCUGAUACUGGAUUUUUAUGUUCAUAUUCUUCAGCGACAUCUUUAAACAAAAUUACAAACGAAAACACGAAUACAACAGAUUUGAAAUCCUAUACUGAUGAAUGUGAUCAAAGCCAUUUUUAUACUAAAGCUGAAGAGAAUAAAGACGUAAAAAUUGAUAAUUUAUUAAGCUCUAGAUACAAAUCCAACGGUAUUCAAAUAAAAGAUUCCGACAAUGAGAUACAUGAGAGACUAGAGAUUUCUUCCACUACUGUAACUAAAUCCAUUCAUAAUAUUAAAUCUGUUAACGUCUCAGAAGAGAAUAUCUGUACUGCCUCCAUUAAUGUAGUUUCUUCUAUGUGUAAAAUUGAAAAUGAAAUACCAAAUAUAACGAAACAUGACGACCCCAUCCCUCAAGUGCCAAAGAAAAUAAUAAAUAAUGCAUAUUCAAUUGAAGACGAUCAGUCUAAAUGUACGUCUAAUUACUUGGAACCGAUUAUAGUUAUACCAAAAGUCAUAAACAAUACUAAGACAGAACAAUUUUUAAGGCAAGAAAUCGAUUUGAAGAAUAGUAUUACUAAUAUUGGUAAUAGAAAACUGGCAUACGGUGGCAUAUUUAUACAUAGCUAUAAAGAGAAAACAGCAAGUGAAGAUGUAUUAUAUCAAGGAAGAUGGCAACGUUCGUUCUCAAAAUCGUUUAUAAAGAAAAAUCCCGUUAGUACUUUUACUGUAAAGAAAAUAACAGAAAGUCAUCAUAAUAUAAAAAGGAGAAAUUCUGAACGUAGUUUGACUGCAACAACUGUCGAAAAGACAAAUGAACACAACAGAUAUAGUAAAAAGAUUCGAAAACUAACUGAUCUACUAAAACCUAAAAAGGAUAUUAGUGUGUCAAGUAAUGAUAAAAUUCGACCAAAAAGGAAGCCAUCAGUCGAGUUAUGCAAACCAAGGCGUUGUAAAACUUUAAGCGAGGUAGCAUCCAAGACGGUACGUUUUGACUUAUCCAAAAAUACAAGAUUUGAACGAGUAACUGUUAAAGCUAGCAAAUCUAAGAUGUAUCAAAAUUGUACGAAAGAUAAGAAAAAAGUAGUCACUUUUAAAGAAAGUCAUAGUAAAUACGAUCUCAACACCAGAAAUAAACUACUAAAGGCCAUGAAUUAUUCUGUAGAAAAGAGCAAAAAUGAGAUUCCAAAAAAUCUAUCGAACACAAUAAACAUCAAAAAAGAACUAUUGAAAUUUGUUCGAGAACCACACAAGAAUAUUGUCUUUUCUGUUUUUCGCAAUAAGAUUGAAAACGAAACUGAUAAUCAGAGACAUAGUAAACCAUCCUUGGAUAAUCGUAAAAACAAGGAACAUAAAAGUGCCCGAAACAUACCGGUCGCAAAUAGUUCAAGUUCAUCUACAAACAGCAUAGUUACAAUCAGACAGUUAUCGCCACCGUCUCAAAAUAAAAAAAAGUUUACGUCUAAGAUUACCUUAAAAGUAAGUAAUAUUCCAAAGCCAAGUUCCAUGAAAGAAAAACUUAGUAUACCCGAAUGUUACAAGAAGUCAUCUAUAAUGUUUGAUGAUAAAGAGAACAAUCCCCAAUCGUCUAAUGUUAGCAAUGUUCAAUGUAACAAAGACAACACACAAACUGUCAACGAAAGAAGUAAGAGUAUCCUUGUGUCGAGGAAUACGAUGUUAAAACAGAAAAAUAAGACCUUAAGUAUCAAAAAGUCUAUAGAAAGUAUAGAAGAGACGCUAGGGACAUCAGAUUCAUCGAGUUCUAGCAAAGUUUCGUUGGUCGAGUCCAUCAAGAACCAAAUUAAUUUCAACGCAAACUCAUCAAAUUUAGUCUUAGUUUUGGGUUCUUGUAAGAAAUUGCCUACUAUGGAAAGUGAAAAGGUAUCUCCAGAUAUAUGUUUAUCUGAAAAUAAUCAAGAGAUAGUUCCACUCACUAGUAUAAUUGAAUUAACAUGCGAGAACAAUGAAAGAAAUGCGUCAAGUAGUACCUCCGAAGUAACCGUGUAUCAUGAAAUGAAGAGUGUAGUGGAUGAAAUACUUAAUUUUAUUGACGACCCGGCAGAAACUUCUAUUGUAACUAGUGAAAGUAAAAAAAUGAUUCCCGACGACCGUAAGAAAAGUGGUGAAAAGGUUCACUUCUAUAACGCACUUGAUAACGAAUCCAUCGCGACCUCAUUAGAUUCGGGACCAAGACAAGUGAAUCUGGAUUUGAUUUCAUUUAAAUCAUUUGCUUCUCUAUCGGGUUAUUCAGAAUACUUCUUAGCCGAUAGUGAAAUGAGUACUACAAUCGAUUCUCUACAAGUAAAAACACCAUCUAAGAGAUCAUCAGUUCAAGAUAUAUUUGAAAGAAAUGACCAAACUCGUCUUUCGUUUCCAGGAGAUUCAGUUCAAGGCUUUAGUGGUUUUUCAAUAAAUGAACAGGUAAUCGGUGAUCAGCCAGAUUACGCCAAUUUAAUUAACCCCGAAACGGGAAGUAUGAGUCACGUUAUGGAGACUAGGAGAGCGACAUCGGAGGAAGUAUUUACGUCUGGUCGUUCCUCGGAUACAUACGAAUCGUGUCAAGUCGACGAGGAUGCUCUUGUCCCGCACUGGUUAUUCCACGCUAUAAGCCAGCAGCAAUCAGAUGAAGAUAGAGAGCCACAGCGGAUUCUAUCGCCAAUUCCUCUGCCUACUGUGGAGCCAGAUCUAGACAUGCACGCCAAUGCGAUGGAGCCAGGCGUGGGGGGUGCGGGCGGCGCUGGCGCUGGUGACGGCCGCGGUAUCCAUAGCGACCAGGACAGCUCGGGUCGGGAUACGUCGAUGAGCUCCACUGAAACAUCGUCUGGACAACAGAGCGAUGCAAUAUUAAUCGAUCCAUCAGCUUAUGCUAAUAAUAUCGAGUUUUUGAGGGAGCCCAGCAGUCGUCCUUUCCUUCAACUAGGAUCCACCGAAUCUCCGGAUUCAUCGUUCAGGACUGUUGAAGGAUCGGAAAAUGAUAACGUGUUUAAUAUGAGUGAAGUUUCAACGCGAAAUAACUUGAACCUUGGCGCAGUACAGAGUGACCGGGACGCUGACGUCAGUUCUCUGGAUACGGACACCGCUGAUUUCUCUGAUAAUUGAUUUUGUUUUGUUUAUGUAUUUGUUUAAAUUGACAAGAUUCUAUGUCAUUUCAGUUUUUUCUUUGGUCUGAUAUUAAAUUGAAUGAUUAAAU
Molecule: messenger RNA, 6573 nt
Organism: Papilio polytes (common Mormon)
Lineage: Eukaryota; Metazoa; Arthropoda; Insecta; Lepidoptera; Papilionidae
Gene: Hen1
Exons: 24
Coding region: 132-6482 (2116 amino acids)
Biological process (GO): RNA methylation; siRNA processing; piRNA processing
Cellular component (GO): nucleus; cytoplasm
Molecular function (GO): O-methyltransferase activity; RNA methyltransferase activity
Source: RefSeq, a predicted model, not a curated record